This is a messenger RNA of Sugiyamaella lignohabitans, 1485 nucleotides long. It is a transcript of the gene FCY22, whose product is annotated as Fcy22p. The transcript has a single exon. NCBI's taxonomy places the organism in Eukaryota, Fungi, Ascomycota, Dipodascomycetes, Dipodascales, Trichomonascaceae. The record is from RefSeq and is a predicted model, not a curated record. Gene Ontology annotation, cellular component: plasma membrane; fungal-type vacuole membrane. Gene Ontology annotation, biological process: transmembrane transport; cytosine transport. Bases 1 to 1485 code for a protein of 494 amino acids. Gene Ontology annotation, molecular function: nucleobase transmembrane transporter activity.
AUGGGAUUAAGGGGCCAAUUUGAAAAAGGUCUUUGGAAUGAAUUCAAUGCCUCCAGUCGCUCAAUCUCCCAGGGGAUUAUUGAGUACCUCGGAGCAGAAACUAAAGGUAUUGAUAGAGUCCUCGAGUCCGACCAAACGCAUGGAGAGAUUCAUCAUGCCUUAUCCAUGUGGGCCUCCGUAUCAAUGGUAACAGUGACGUUUGCACUAGGUACUGUUGGCGUAUCGGAUUUUGGUAUGACAUUUUGGGAUUCAACUCUGACAAUCAUAUUUUUCACAUUAUUGGGUGUCUUGCCUUGUGGUCUACUUGCGUUAUUUGGUCCCAAAUUUGGACUUCGAACUUUAGUUGCUUCAAGAUUCUGGUGUGGUCAUCUCGGAGUCCGACUUUUCGCAUUUAUUAAUUGCGUGUGUUGUAUUGGAUGGACUGUAGUCAAUACUAUAUCCGCAGCGCAGCUUCUCCAUUCUGUCAACAAUGGUGGACUGCCCGCGUGGGCAGCAGUCUUUGUGGUAGUUAGUGCUACGGUGAUUAUAUCGUUUCUUGGUUAUAGGGUAAUUCAUUUAUACGAAAAGUUCUCAUGGAUUCCGUCAUUUGCAGUUUUCCUAGUUCUAAUAGUUCAAUUAAGCAGAAGUGGCUCAUUUUCUGCCGGCACUAUGGCUACUGGACGAGCUGAAUCAGGACGUGUGUUAUCAUUUGGAGCAGUUAUAUUCGGCAAUGCAGCAGGGUGGGCCGUCUAUGUUGCUGAUUAUACCACCUACAUGCCUAAAAACACACCAUCUCUCAGAUUGUUUUUCUAUGUCUUCGGAGGAUUAAUGUUUCCUCUUGUAUUCACUAGUAUCUUAGGUGCUGCAUGUAUGGUUGCUUCGUUAAAUAAUGAGGUAUAUGCUGAACAGUAUGCUAAGAAUGGACCCGGUGGUUUGAUUUACGCAGUACUGGUUCCUGAUUCCUUAAAUGCAUUUGGGCAAUUUUGUGUCGUAUUACUAGGAUUGUCUCCUAUUGCUUGCAACUUGCCUAAUAUGUAUUCAGUCGCACUCUCCGCGCAAACAGUUUGGUCCCAAUUUGCUAGGGUUCCUAGAGCAGCAUGGACUAUUAUGGCAAAUGUCAUUGUAUUGGCACUUAGCAUACCCGGAUAUAGUCACUUUGACAGUGUGCUUUCCAACUUUAUGGAUCUAUUGUCUUACGAAAUUUCUAUAUAUCUCGGGGUUUUUCUCUCAGAGCAUUUCAUUUACAGGCAAGGAUUCAAGGGAUAUGAUGGAGAUAGCUACAACAUAAAGUCAAGAUUGCCUAUCGGGUUGGCAGCUAUUUUUGGAUGGGUGUGUGGUGUAGCUGGGGCUGUUGUUGGUAUGAAUGAAGUGUAUUGGGUGGGACCAAUUGCAAAGCUUAUUUCUGAUGAGGAGCCCGGUGAUCUUGGUAUUGUUCUGGCGUUCUCGUUUAGUCUCGUAGGUUUUACUUUGGCCAGAUAUUUUGAGAAGAAGCAUUUUGGUAAAUAG